Messenger RNA from Enterobius vermicularis (human pinworm), 591 nucleotides. Lineage: Eukaryota; Metazoa; Nematoda; Chromadorea; Rhabditida; Oxyuridae. The record is from the annotation of a GenBank genome assembly.
AUGAGGGUGUCGAGAAAGGCUGCAAAAACGCAACAGGCUAUCAAGGAAGAGGAUAUGCAAGUGCAGAUUGUUGAGAGAUCUUCAGCUAUUGAUGUUGCCAAAGAGGAAGCUGCUCGUAUAGAACGCGCUCUUAAUGCAAGUGUCCGUUUGCCUGCCGAUGCGGAGAAGUACCGUUUAGAAAAAGUAGCGCAAGCGGAAAAGAAACGAAUUAUUUUGGAAGCUGAAGCACAGGCAGAAGCAGAACGGGUAAAAGGAGAAGCUGAUGCUUACGCAAUUGGUAUUAAAACGGUUGCGGAAGCAAAGCAACUACAGAAAAAAGCCGCGGCAUAUGAUGAGUUUGGUGACGCUGCUCGUGCAGAAAUGACCCUAAGCACGCUUCCGAAAGUAGCUGAGGAGGUUGGUACAGCGAUUUAUGAUGGCCUUGAAGAGAUUAAAUUGAUUUCAACAGGAAAUGGAGAUGUAGGUGUGGCGAAAGUUACUGGAGAGGUUCUUGACGUAAUCAAAAGCAUAACAAAGUUAACGUCAAACAUCACUGGUGUUCAAGUAUUUGAGGGCGAGCCUACGCGACAAGAAAAUCAGAAAGGUCGUUAG